CAGAUAUAGUGAAUGCAGGGUCCGGGGAGACCAGAUAUAGUGAAUGCAGGGUCCUGGGAGACCAGAUAUAGUGAAUACAGGGUCAGGGGAGACCAGAUAUAGUGAAUGCAGGGUCCGGGGAGACCAGAUAUAGUGAAUGCAGGGUCUGGGGAGACUAGAUAUAGUGAAUGCAGAGUCCGGGGAGACCAGAUAUAGUGAAUGCAGGAGUCCGGGGAGACCAGAUAUAGUGAAUGCAGGGUUCUGGGAGACCAGAUAUAGUGAGUGCAGAGUCCGGGGAGACCAGAUAUAGUGAAUGCCGGGUCCGGGGAGACCAGAUAU
This is a messenger RNA of Staurois parvus, 318 nucleotides long. The record is from the annotation of a GenBank genome assembly. Lineage: Eukaryota; Metazoa; Chordata; Amphibia; Anura; Ranidae.